Messenger RNA from Moesziomyces antarcticus, 2007 nucleotides. Its product is annotated as DUF803-domain-containing protein. Lineage: Eukaryota; Fungi; Basidiomycota; Ustilaginomycetes; Ustilaginales; Ustilaginaceae. Gene Ontology annotation, cellular component: membrane. Bases 1 to 2007 code for a protein of 668 amino acids. The transcript has a single exon. The record is from RefSeq and is a predicted model, not a curated record. Gene Ontology annotation, molecular function: magnesium ion transmembrane transporter activity. Gene Ontology annotation, biological process: magnesium ion transport.
AUGUCGUCCGUCGUAGCCACCGUCACCUCGACGGCUGCAGCCGGUCCCACAUCCUCUCUGGACGCGGCCGAUGCUGCCAAGGCCUCCGCAUCGUCUGCCGUGCAUUCGCUCUCCAAGGCAAUCGCUUCCGCAUCUGCUGCACUCACUUCAGAGAGCGCCAUCGCAUCAGGCAACGAAGCCAAUCCACCGGCGUUCAAGUACGUUGGUCUGGCCCUCGCUGUAGGAUCAGGCGUACUCAUCGGUUCCUCCUUCGUCUUCAAGAAGAAGGGCUUACUCGCCGCCCAGAAGAAGUACGAGACCGCAGCCGGCGAGGGUCACGCCUACCUCAAAUCCGCCAUGUGGUGGACCGGCAUGAUCGUCAUGGUGUUUGGCGAAGUCUUCAACUUUGUGGCAUACGCAUUCGCAGACGCCGUGCUAGUUACGCCGCUCGGUGCACUCUCGGUCGUCAUCUGCGCCGUGCUCUCGUCGAUCUUCCUCAAGGAGAAACUCACGCUCUUCGGCAAGGUGGGCUGCUUCCUCUGCAUCGUCGGCUCGGUCAUCAUUGCGCUCAACGCACCCACCUCGCAUGUCGGCGGCAAGAUCACCGAAUUUCAGAAGCUCUUCCUCGCUCCCGGCUUCCUCACCUGGGCCGGCGUAUGCAUUGUCGCGUCGUUGGUGCUCAUCUUUGUCUUUGCGCCCAAGUACGGCAAGAAGAACAUGAUGAUCUACAUCACCGUCUGCAGUCUCAUCGGCGGUCUCAGCGUCAGCGUCACCUCGGGUCUCGGUUCGGCCAUCCUGCUCUCCAUCCGCGGCCAGAACCAGUUCAAGCACUGGUUCAUCUACUUUUUGCUCGGCUUCGUCGUCAUCACGCUGCUCAUCGAGAUCAACUACCUCAACAAGGCGCUCGAACUCUUCAACACCGCCACCGUGACGCCCACCUACUACGUCAUCUUCACCGGCGCCACCCUCAUCACCUCGAUCAUCUUGCAGCAGGGUCUCAAUGCAUCCGCCAUCGACAUCGUCACCCUUGUCAUGGGCUUCCUCGUCAUCUGCGCCGGUAUCGUGCUUCUGCAGCUCAGCAAAAUCGACCCAGACGAGCUUCAGGACAAGCCAGGCCUGGAUCGCGACACCACGCUGCUCAUCCGCGCCAGCCACUCGGUCAUUUCGCACGGUGGAGAGAAGGCCGAGUCGUCAGCUUACGAGGAUCCGGGUGUAGACACGGUUCGCGGCGGCAUGGGUAUCGUAGGCUCCAUGAUCCGCGCACGCAGCUCGCGCCGUCUCAGCUCGGCGAGCUCGUGGGGCCGCCAGCACCACAGCGCUGCAGACGAGUACACUCUGCGCAGCCGCAACAACCUUCCGCUCACCACGCACGGUGCCGGCGAUAUCGAGAGGUACCAGCUGCAGGAUGCACCGCUCUCGCCGAGAGGGAUGACUCGCGACAGCUCGAUGCUUUCGGUGCCCAACACACCCUCGCGUCGCGAAACGACCAUCCAAUUCACGCCGGAUGCCGACUCUCCUCACGGUCACCAUGCGGGCGAAGGCUCGGCGCGCGACGCGCGCUACCGCACCGCGCCGGCCAUCUCGCAGUUUGGCGCGAUCAACACGCUCCACUCGAUCAAGGAGGGAUCGAACGGCAGUGGACGUAGCGGCGAGGCCUCGGGCUCGGGAAGCUCGGCGCAGCAGCGCUCACAGAUGUACGUGGACCCGUAUGCUCCGCGUGCGCAUUCGCCCUUGUCACCCACCAUGCCGCGCUCCGACGGCGCGCCGGACAUCCGCAACAUGUGGGACCAGCCCGAUUUAGGCUACACUUCGUCGCCUGCCGCCUCUCCCGAGACGGAGGAGGACGGCUACUCGAUCCGGGCCGUGGCCUCGUCCGUUGGUGCCGACCAGCACAGUGGUAGCGGUCGCAGCAAGACCAAAGAGUACCCCAAGAUCAAGCCGCGCUCCGCCUCCAAGUCCAUGGGCAAGGGAAGCAGCGAUGACGACGAGGCUGAGGAACUGCUCAGCCCGCGUUUGGGCUACAGAUGA